Corticium candelabrum is the source of this 1182-nucleotide messenger RNA. Its product is annotated as low density lipoprotein receptor adapter protein 1-A-like. The coding region runs from base 155 to 1036 and encodes 293 amino acids. Lineage: Eukaryota; Metazoa; Porifera; Homoscleromorpha; Homosclerophorida; Plakinidae. The transcript has 10 exons. The record is from RefSeq and is a predicted model, not a curated record.
CGCACUUUAUCAGUGGGUCUGUGCCACUUUUUGCACCGUUGCUGUGGAAACAUCAAUCUCUCGCUAUAAUUAGCGUGUCCUCCAGAUGGAAGGCUUUAAGUAUCCGGGUACCUACUUGGUGUGAUCUUUUGGCAUUCUUCUCGCGAGCAAAGCUAUGGAAGCAUUGAGGACGGCAGCUAGAGCUGUAAAGAACAGUCCAAGUUUAGUCAGGAAGAAACUCGGCGGAAAGAAGCAUGAGAAGCUGGAAGAUGACUGGCUGAACUCGAGAGAUGCUGUUACAGCUGGGGUGACAUUCUAUGUUAAGUAUCUAGGAAGUUCUCCUGUGAGCAAAGCAUGUGGAACCGGCUGCACAGAUGAAGCCGUUCGCAAGAUUAUACAUCAUGCUCGGGCUCGAGCUAUCAAGUUACAGAAAAUGUCAUUGACUGUAUCUGCCAAAAGCAUCAAACUUCUAGAUAUGACAACACAGACUAGAGUUGAUGAACUACCAAUAUACAGAGUUUCCUAUUGUACUGCUGAUGAGAAUUAUGACAAAGUGUUCUGCUACAUUUCCAAGGACUCUGAAAAUGGAAAGCUUGAGUGUCACGCUUUCCUGUGUACCAAAAGAUCCAAGGCUCAGGCAAUGUGUUUGACUGUGGCUCAAGCAUUUAACAUUGCUUAUGAAAACUGGCAGGAAGCAAAACAACGUCGAGCUGCUCAGAAAGCUGCACUUGAAGUGGAAAAACAAAGAAUGAAGCAAAGUCAGGAUAACGACAAACAAGAAUCUCAACCAGUCCCCAACGUAGCUGCUUCUGGACACUCAACUGACACUCCUGUUGACAUAGCAAGGCGAUUCUCAGACUUUAACUUUGAUGAUGAAGACUCUGCAUUUGAUGCUGAAUUCUCAAAAUUGGCUGAAGUUCGCUCAAAUCCAAAUGUCCUUGACAUUGGCAUAGCAGAUUUUGAGGUGGGUGAUGAUGUGAAAGCCUUCAGAGGAGGUGAACUGUCUGCUGCUGACAUCAAUAAGGGACGAUCUCAUGAAGAUCUUCUUGAUAUUUGAAAUAUCUCACAAUGACUUUAGCACGACUGGCAGCUGUAGUUUUUUGUGUUGCACUUUUUUAGUGUGUGGAUAUUUUUUUAGGUUUAAAUUUGUCUGUUAGUAUAAGGAAUUUUAUGUAUGAUUACAGCAGUCACACCACAAACAAA